GCGCUGGAUAAUUCCCCAACUCCCUCUACUCUGUCACACUCGUUUCGGUUUUCUUGCCAGUCCGUCUCUCUCUCUCUCUCUGACUCGAUUCUUUCAUUCUCUAUUUUUGACGUUUUCUCGGCGCAGAUCUUUUUCUGUAUCUGUCUGCAUCUCCCUCUCCGGCGCGAAUCUCAUUUGGUCUCUGAAUCUCCACCGUCCGAUGCUUGGACUUUGACUAGGUGGCGAUCUUGGCCUGCCUCGUAGCUAAGUAGCUAACCACGAUGGGGCAGUGCUACGGGAAGACCAUUCCCCGCGAAACCGAUGGCGCCACUACCGUCGUGACGGUCGGCGGCGGCGAUCGUCCUCAGUCACCGUUGCCGUCAUCGUCGACCUAUGGAAACGGCGCUGUCAACGUGCCGUCCGUCAAGAACACGCCUGGACGAUCCUCAUCUACCAGUCCCUGGCCGAGUCCCUAUCCUUACGGCGGGGCCAGUCCACUCCCGGUCGGAGUGUCGCCGUCUCCGGCGAGGUCGACACCCUGGCGAUUCUUGCAGCGGCCGUUCCCGCCUCCAUCGCCGGCCAAGCUCAUCAAAGCUUCGCUGGUGAAACGGCUUGGCACAGCGAAGCCCAAGGAAGGUCCGAUCCCCGAGGACGGUACUGAGGUCGAACAGACGCUGGAUAAAAGCUUCGGUUAUGCGAAGAAUUUCGGCGCCAAGUAUGAAUUGGGCAAGGAGAUAGGGCGAGGGCAUUUUGGUCAUACGUGCUCUGGCAGGGGCAAGAAGGGAGAGCUCAAAGAUCAAACUCUGGCAGUGAAGAUCAUUUCAAAAGCAAAGAUGACUACAGCAAUAUCCAUUGAAGAUGUUCGUAGAGAGGUGAAAAUAUUGAAAGCUUUAUCUGGGCAUAACCACCUGGUUAAAUUUCAUGAUGCAUGUGAGGACGCCAAUAACGUAUACAUAGUAAUGGAGUUGUGUGAAGGUGGGGAGUUACUAGAUAGAAUUUUAUCGAGAGGUGGAAGAUACUCUGAAGAAGAUGCUAAAGCCAUUGUUGUGCAAAUUUUAAGCAUUGUUGCAUUUUGUCAUCUUCAAGGUGUUGUGCACCGUGACUUAAAGCCAGAGAAUUUUCUUUUCACCUCAAGAAAUGAAGAUGCUGACAUGAAGCUUAUAGAUUUUGGUCUUUCUGACUUCAUCAUACCAGAUCGAAGGCUUAACGAUAUUGUUGGAAGUGCAUACUAUGUUGCACCUGAAGUUCUGAAUAGGUCUUAUGGUCUUGAAGCAGACAUUUGGAGUAUUGGUGUCAUAACAUAUAUAUUGCUAUGUGGAAGCCGCCCUUUCUGGGCAGAAACAGAAUCAGGAAUCUUUCGUUCUGUACUAAGAGCUGAUCCUAUUUUCGAUGCUGUGCCCUGGCCAUCAGUGUCACCAGAAGCUAAAGAUUUUGUGAAGAGGCUAUUGAACAAGGACUACAGGAAGAGAAUGACGGCUGUUCAAGCUCUAACUCACCCUUGGUUGCGGAAUGAAAAUCGUCCCAUUCCUUUAGAUAUAUUGAUCUACAAGUUAGUCAAGUCAUACCUACAUGCGUCUCCAUUCAAACGUGCUGCACUAAAGGCUCUCUCAAAAGCUUUAACAGAAGAUGAGCUGGUGUAUCUUAGAGCUCAGUUCAGGCUGUUGGAACCAAGUGGAGAUGGGCGCGUCUCUCUAGAUAAUUUUAGAAUGGCUCUUGUUGGAAAUGCAACAGAUGCCAUGAAGGAGUCGAGGGUUCUUGAUAUUCUAAUCAUGAUGGAACCUCUUUCAUACAGAAGCAUGGACUUCGAAGAGUUCUGUGCCGCUGCAAUCAGCACGCGUCAACUGGAGGCCCUUGAAGGGUGGGAGCAGAUAGCAUCUGCAGGUUUUGAGCAUUUUGAGCAGGAGGGUAACCGGGUGAUAUCAGUCGAGGAAUUGGCAGGGGAACUGAAAGUCCGGCCUUCAGCUCAUUCAGUCCUCAGAGACUGGAUUAGGAAUUCUGAUGGAAAACUCAGUUUGCUUGGGUAUACGAAAUUUCUGCAUGGUGUGACAAUCCAAAACACAAGCACAAGACGCAAUUAAUUUUCUAGCUUUGCCAUAUAAUUCCUUAAAAUUCAUAGGAAUGAAAGGAUUUGCAGUGUUUCCCCUGGGGAGAAUGGAGGGGAAGUGUAUAGAUGAGUGAGUCAAACCAGCGCUGAGGCUGCUGGGGCAAUUUCAAAUUGAAGUAUUAUUCCUUUCCCAUUCCCUAUUUUUUGCGUAUCCAAGAUUUAUUUGGGUUUUGAGUUUUAGUGCAAAUACUCGGUGAGUUCAGGGAGGCUGAAAGAGAUAGGGAGUUCAGAAUUGUAUGUUCCUGGCAAUCACUGUUCUUUGCCUUGUUUUGUUUUGUUUUGUAUUUUUUCUUUUAUCUUUUUUUUUUUUUUUUUUUUUCAAUUCAAUAGUUGUUGACAUGUACAUUGGUUAUAAAUUGUCGAGAUUAUAGGCCAAGAUAAUAGGACAAAGAAGAAUUUUUGCUAAA
This is a messenger RNA of Malania oleifera, 2490 nucleotides long. RefSeq names its product CDPK-related kinase 3. Gene Ontology annotation, biological process: peptidyl-serine phosphorylation; protein autophosphorylation; intracellular signal transduction. The coding region runs from base 261 to 2057 and encodes 598 amino acids. The record is from RefSeq and is a predicted model, not a curated record. Gene Ontology annotation, molecular function: calcium ion binding; ATP binding; calcium-dependent protein serine/threonine kinase activity. Gene Ontology annotation, cellular component: nucleus; cytoplasm. The transcript has 11 exons. NCBI's taxonomy places the organism in Eukaryota, Viridiplantae, Streptophyta, Magnoliopsida, Santalales, Ximeniaceae.